AAUCGAGUGAAGCAUAUCGACAACCAAUACCCUUUACGCUUGGUUUUGGGCGAUUAGCGUCAGCAUAGUGUAAGAAUGGAGUCAGGGGCGAAGGAGGAAGAGAAGGUGAUGGGAUACAACAGCAAAAACGUGAAGAAAGCGGCGUUACAUUCAACACUGACCGCACUCCUUGACGAUCCAAUUCUCGCCGAUAUCCCUAAGAAACCCAGUUUGUCCGAUGUCGAUACCCUAAUCAACCUUGAACUGGGGAGUGCCAUGUGUAUCUCUAUACUCAAAUUAGAUGGAACCUCCUUCGAUGUUGCGGUGAUGAAUUCAGCCACGGUGAAAGACUUGAAACUCGCAAUCAAGAAGAAAGUGGUCGAGUUAGAGCAAUCCAAGAUGGGUCAUCGACACAUUUCAUGGAGGUACGUUUGGGCUAAUUUCUGCCUAGCACACCACAAUGAGAAGCUCCUUGAUGAUGGCGCUGCACUUCAGGGUUUUGGUGUUCGAAAUAAUUCUCAGGUUUUGUACAUUUUUUUACUCUAUAUUGUCUCAAAAGGUUCUGGGAGACAUUCUAAGAGGAGAAAACACCGCGUCUUCAAUGGCCUGAACAAGCAUUCAUGAUGACAUUCAAUCAUUGGGGCAUCCCUGUUUUCUGAUCCAACUCAUUCCACAAAUUCACAAUGUUCCAUAGCAGAGUAAAUGUGGUACAAGAACAUUAAUUUCUAGUUGACAUUUUAAAUAAAUUUUAAAGCUCUUCUAAUACUAAAUUAUUAAUAAAAUUAGCUUUAUCA
This is a messenger RNA of Gossypium raimondii (Peruvian cotton), 773 nucleotides long. RefSeq names its product U11/U12 small nuclear ribonucleoprotein 25 kDa protein. The transcript is spliced from 4 exons. NCBI's taxonomy places the organism in Eukaryota, Viridiplantae, Streptophyta, Magnoliopsida, Malvales, Malvaceae. Gene Ontology annotation, biological process: mRNA splicing, via spliceosome. Bases 76 to 603 code for a protein of 175 amino acids. Gene Ontology annotation, cellular component: U12-type spliceosomal complex. The record is from RefSeq and is a predicted model, not a curated record.